Juglans regia (Persian walnut) is the source of this 1152-nucleotide messenger RNA. Its product is annotated as receptor-like protein 43. NCBI's taxonomy places the organism in Eukaryota, Viridiplantae, Streptophyta, Magnoliopsida, Fagales, Juglandaceae. Bases 1 to 1152 code for a protein of 383 amino acids. Gene Ontology annotation, molecular function: protein binding. The record is from RefSeq and is a predicted model, not a curated record. The transcript has a single exon.
AUGAGUUCACUUGUAGUGCUUGAUUUGUCCCAUAACUAUUUGAGUGGCAUGAUUCAUCCAUGUAUUGGCAACUUGAGUCAAUCUUUGUCAGUGCUACAACUACAAAGCAACAACUUCGGCAACACCAUCCCAAAAACAUGGGCAAAAGGAUGCGGCUUAAAGAUGAUUGACUUGGGUCAAAACCAGUUACAGGGUCAUUUGCCAAGAUCUUUGGCCAACUGUACUGAGCUUGAGUAUCUUCGUGUUAGCAGAAAUCAAAUCAAUGAUACCGAUCCUUCUUGGUUGGGAACUCUUCAACACUUGAAGAUUCUUGAUCUCCAUUCUAAUGGCUUCCACGGUGCAAUAAGGAGUCUGGAAACAAAUUACACAUUCUCCAAUUUGUGUAUCAUUGACCUCUCUCAUAACCAUUUGUCUGGGAAUCUAUCUGCGGGAUAUUUCGCACAAUGGGAUGCCAUGAAGUCCAUUGGUGCAAAGAAUUUACAAUACAUGGGUGAGCGGGUCUACUAUUCAAUUAUAAUAACGAUAAAAGGUGUGGAGUUGGAGUAUAAGAAGAUCCAAGAUGGCCUCACAGUCAUAGAUUUCUCAUGCAACAGAUUUGAAGGAGAUAUUCCUGAAAUACUUGGGAAUCUAGAAGGACUUCGUGUGCUGAACCUUUCCAAUAAUGCUUUCACUGGUCAUAUCCCAUCAUCCUUUGGGAACUUGACACAGCUAGAAUCAUUAGACCUUUCUCAAAACAAGUUGUUCGGAGAGAUACCUCUUGAAUUAGUCCAGCUCAAUUUCCUUUCAAAAUUUAAUGUGUCACAUAAUUGCCUCACUGGACCUAUACCACAGGGGCAACAGUUUGGAACAUUUCCAAAUACUUCAUUCAAAAAUAAUCGAGGACUGUGUGGAAAGCCGUUGUCCAAAAUCUGUGGAGAUUCUGACAUUUCAACACCUCCACCUUCAACCUUUGAAGAGAAUCAGAGUCCAAAAUUGUCCUUUAAAUUUGGUUGGAAAGUAGUUGUGAUGGGAUAUGGAUGUGGAUUCGUAUUUGGAGUUGUUAUCGGGCACAUUGUGACAACUAGAAAGCCAGAUUUGCUCAUCAAGAUUUUUGGCAAGAAGCAACACCAAACUCGAAUAAGACGGGUGAAUCGUCGGGUGAAUUGUAGGUAG